Messenger RNA from Coregonus clupeaformis (lake whitefish), 2441 nucleotides. RefSeq names its product dendritic cell-specific transmembrane protein-like. Gene Ontology annotation, cellular component: membrane. The transcript has 2 exons. NCBI's taxonomy places the organism in Eukaryota, Metazoa, Chordata, Actinopteri, Salmoniformes, Salmonidae. The coding region runs from base 1 to 1125 and encodes 374 amino acids. The record is from RefSeq and is a predicted model, not a curated record.
AUGCAGUACGGCCUGCUGGUGGCUGCUGGGAUAGCAUGCUCUUGCUGGGUGGUUGUGGGGGCCUCUCUGUUCCUCUCUAAGAGGGUGCGUUGCUUUGGGGUUCUGUUUGUGCUCUCCUGUGGGAUGAGGCAGGGCCGGAACGUUCUCAUCACCGCUGGGACCAGUUUGGUGGUUCUCAAGAACGUCCAGAACACACUGGAGAACGUCACAGGGCUCAGUAGGAGUAUGGUGUGCAACCUGCAGGCCAAGAGGGUGUCCAUCAACAUCACACCGCUCUGUAACUACAUCAAGAUGUUGAGAUGGGUCGGUGAUGUACUCAGAACGUUCACAGACUUCGGGGUGGCGGAGUUGGUGUCUGAUCUGGAGGUCACAUCCAGAGGAGACUCUGAGAAGUUCAUGGAGAAGCUGGUUGGAGCAGAGAGGACUCUGAAUGGAACUGCAAAGAGCAUCUGGGCCGCGGUGGACACGAUAUCCUCUGUAGGUCAGAGACUGUUCCCUGCCUUCAACUUCCUCCUACUGAUGGGCUUCACAGUGCUGCACUUGAGGAGAUACCGCCACAACAAGAAAUAUGAAAACAUGUACAUAACCAGGACGUUCAUUCAUUUUGAUGAGAAGCAGAAGGCAGAAGGAAGGCCUCCAGUGCUCCCCCUCACACCGAAGGAGGCUAGAUGCUACAUCACCAUCCCUUCACCUCGACUCAGUGCCAUGGAAGGGAAAUUGUUGUUUCAGGAAGACAUGACCGUUGUUGGUGUCAUCAUUUCAGAGGAGAUCGACAGGAGGGAUUUCUCCUACCAGGUGUCCCUCUUUGAGAAGAGUUGCCUUCCUAAACCUAGACUACUACUCUAUGACUCCAUCCUGCCCCUGGUUGUGUUACUAGCUGCCCUUCUCAGCAUGGCCCUGAUGUCUGCCAAGCUCACACAGAUCAGGCUCAUGGUGUGUGAGCAGUUCUUCUCCACUAACGCUGAGGAGAGGGUGGAGUUUCUGCAUGCUAAGAUCCUGAAGAAGAGAUCAAGAAAGGAAGGGAAAAGGAAAGCUCAGGAAAGCAGUCUGAAAUCCCUCAUCAAGAAGGUCUGUAUAAUCCAGAGAUCAUUGAGAAACACUGAUGGAAACCUUAGAAUGGUAUAAUACUGUAUAUUACAUAGAUUUUCUUAUGUGGCCUACAGCGCUGAACAUUGUCAUAAUUUGUCCCAGGGAAAAAGUGCAGAGUCAUUUCUCAGUAAGACAAUAGAUACAGUAUAUGUAUGUUACUAAUGUACUGUUUGAUUAAUCCAUACUUUCUUCAUCAGCCAGAUUUCUGGUGUCCAAUACUCUACAGACCACAGGAGGAUGACUCCUUUCACCAAGCAAGCUAGACUUUAUGCUGCCACAGGAAGAAGUGAGACACACCUUUUUUUGUUGAAAAUGUGAAUUAUGUAACUCGUUACAUUAUAUAACAACUUUAAUCUAGACUAAUGACAUGUUGUCACUGUAAAUAGAUACAGUAUUUCAGUUUGUUAAUUAAAGUACCUGUAUAAAUAAAGGUAAAACAAUUGUUCUGAUACUAAUAAAACAAAUAAAGGUUAAAUUAUGGUUACCAAGGUUUCCAAGCAACUUUUUGAAGCAAUAUAAUGUGAGAUGUAAAUAGUUCAAACAAUGAAUAAUUGGGACAAAAUGACACUUCAUUUUAAAGAAUAAAAACACCACAAAAACAGCCUUCAAUCAUAGUAACUGAGAUAUAAACUUCUUGUAUCUCUAUGUCAUGUCUUUAACUUCUGCAUAUUCUUCAUUGUUACCAUGCCUAUGGAGUUUGGAUGAUCAUAAGUGCACAGGGUAAUUGUCUGCAAUGAGAACACAUAGAUCUGCAAAACAUGAUAUCUGUUUCAGUUGUUUAAUGUCGAUGAAAAACGACAGGGACAGUUUCGCUAACAUCAUCACACAAACCAGACCUUCCCUAAAUGUGCACGCCCCUAUUCAGCUCCCAUCAUGCACUUGGUGUUUAGUCACACUCCAUUAGCAUUAUAUCCAGAUGCCAUAAUGCUCAUUUACCACAGUGAUUCUAGUGGGUCCUGACAGUGAUACAUCCCCCUUCACAGGAUGCUGACAGUCAGUCAGGAGACGUACCCCUUUAUGCUUCUGUAAUGUUGAAAUAUGAUGUUACAUUUACCAGAUUAUUUUGUCUCAAGGUAUUUAGAGUUGGGUUCGAAAUGAUUGACUACCUUGAUAAAGAUGUGCAAAAAUGACUGCAUAAAAUAAAUAAUUCAAAUACUGAGCUAUAUUGUAUGCUCAAAAAAAUUGGGAAAUUAUAUUAUUUUAUACUUAUACAAUUGCUGAGUGAACGAUUUUGUUUAACAAGUAAUAUUCGUUUUUUCUCAAAGAGUUAUUGACACUCCUGUUUUCAAUACCUUUCAAUACCUCACCUUGCGAAAAUAACGGCACUGAGCCUUUUUCCAAAUUCCUUAAUA